AUGGCAGACGAUUUGACCAUUCAAACUUGCGGAAAAGACGGAGGAAUUGUGAUCAACGAUGACUGGCCAGGUUACAGUUUAGAGCUUUUUAACUAUCCAAAACACUAUUCUGGAGAUCUAGAGUGUGUUUACAUCCCACAUGGUGUCAUCAUGGACAGGACAGAGCGGCUUGCACGUAACAUAAUGGGUGACCUGGGGGACCAUGACAUUGUGGUGCUAUGUGUUCUGAAAGCCGGGUACCAGUUCUGUGCUGACUUGGUGGAGAGGAUCAAAGCACUGAGUCGUAACUCAGACCACACUCUGCCCAUGAGUGUCAACUUCAUCCGCCUCAAAAGUUAUGUGAAUGAUCAGUCCACAGAGGAUCUCCACAUCGUUGGAGCUGAAGACCUCUCUUUCCUGACUGGAAAGAACGUCCUAAUCGUAGAGGCUAUUGUAGACACAGGCAAGACAAUGAAGACUCUCCUAAAACACGUGGAGGCCUUCAGGCCCAAGAUGAUCAAAGUAGCAGGUUUGCUGGUGAAGAGAGUGCCAAACAGUUCAGGAUGUCUCCCAGAUUAUGUUGGUUUUGAGAUACCCAAUCGUUUUGUAGUUGGAUAUGCCUUGGACUACAAUGAGUAUUUCAGAGACCUCAAUCAUAUCUGUGUGAUCAGUGAAAGCGGGAAGCUGAAAUACAAGGUCUAAGAAGUGAUGUUUAUAGGAUUCUGCAGAGGAAGUGUUUCCACAAGAAGCUUGGACACUUCCCAUGAGAGGCCAUGCAGUAACAACGGUUAUCAAACCCAAAGACCCUCACUCUUUGCUGGUUGCCACACCUCAGGGCCUACCCAUAGACCAUUGGACUCGUUGCAUAAUAAUUAGAACCUCCAUAGUUAUUUUUAUAACAAAGCUGUGAACCUGUGAUGUACUGUUACAAUGUUCAUGAAACCUGUCUGUGUUGAUGAAAAAUAUAUAAU
Salvelinus namaycush (lake trout) is the source of this 950-nucleotide messenger RNA. Its product is annotated as hypoxanthine-guanine phosphoribosyltransferase-like. Gene Ontology annotation, biological process: GMP salvage; IMP salvage; guanine salvage. The record is from RefSeq and is a predicted model, not a curated record. NCBI's taxonomy places the organism in Eukaryota, Metazoa, Chordata, Actinopteri, Salmoniformes, Salmonidae. The coding region runs from base 1 to 681 and encodes 226 amino acids. Gene Ontology annotation, molecular function: magnesium ion binding; hypoxanthine phosphoribosyltransferase activity. The transcript is spliced from 9 exons.